This is a messenger RNA of Aspergillus pseudonomiae, 1187 nucleotides long. RefSeq names its product casein kinase II subunit alpha/alpha'. Gene Ontology annotation, molecular function: ATP binding; protein serine/threonine kinase activity. Gene Ontology annotation, cellular component: nucleus; protein kinase CK2 complex; cytosol. NCBI's taxonomy places the organism in Eukaryota, Fungi, Ascomycota, Eurotiomycetes, Eurotiales, Aspergillaceae. The coding region runs from base 1 to 999 and encodes 332 amino acids. The record is from RefSeq and is a predicted model, not a curated record. The transcript has 4 exons. Gene Ontology annotation, biological process: regulation of transcription by RNA polymerase I; regulation of transcription by RNA polymerase III; protein phosphorylation.
AUGGCGCGCGUUUAUGCCGAUGUUAACGAGCAUAUGCCUCGGUCCUACUGGGAUUAUGACAGUGUAAACAUCUCUUGGGGUGUUCUGGAGAACUAUGAAGUGGUCCGCAAGAUAGGCCGUGGAAAGUACUCGGAGGUCUUUGAGGGCAUCAAUGUUGUCAACUACCAGAAGUGUGUCAUCAAGGUCCUCAAACCAGUCAAGAAGAAGAAGAUUAAGCGUGAAAUCAAGAUUCUUCAGAACCUGGCAGGUGGUCCCAACGUGGUAGCGUUGUUGGAUGUGGUCCGCGAUAGUCAGAGCAAGACCCCGAGUCUGGUUUUCGAGUAUGUGAACAAUACCGACUUCCGCACACUCUAUCCGCGAUUCUCCGACUACGAUGUCCGCUACUAUGUCUAUGAGCUCCUCAAGGCGUUGGACUUCUGCCAUAGCAAGGGUAUCAUGCAUCGUGAUGUGAAGCCUCACAACGUCAUGAUCGACCAUGAGAAGCGCAAGCUGCGUCUUAUCGAUUGGGGUCUUGCCGAAUUCUAUCACAAGGGUACUGAGUAUAACGUUCGUGUCGCCUCUAGAUACUUCAAGGGCCCCGAGUUGCUCGUUGACUUCCAAGAAUACGACUACUCUCUGGACAUGUGGUCACUUGGUGCCAUGUUCGCAUCUAUGAUCUUCCGCAAGGAGCCUUUCUUCCACGGAAACAGCAACUCAGACCAAUUGGUGAAGAUCGCCAAGGUCCUCGGCACUGAGGAGCUCUUCGAGUAUCUGGAUAAAUAUGAAAUUGAGCUGGACCCUCAAUAUGAUGAAAUUCUUUCCCGUUUCCCUCGCAAGGCCUGGCAUACCUUCGUCAAUGCCGAGAAUCAGCGUUUCGUCUCUGACGAGGCCAUUGAUUUCCUAGACAAACUUCUCAGAUAUGAUCAUGCGGAACGUCUGACCGCACAGGAGGCCAUGGCUCACCCUUACUUCGAUCCUGUCCGGCCAGAAGUGCAAGCUCAGAACAAUAGGGGAUUGUAAACAUAAACCGCAAGCGCGCACCAGAGUCUUAUAGCUAUUAUACACAGAACCCUCGGGUUUACUGCAUAGCACCCUCCACGAUUAUUUGACCAUCUGCUGCUGCUGAUAAACAUCGAUUUGGUUUACAUUUUGAGUGCCUUGGGUUGAGACAAGGAGAUGAGUUUAUUACAAGAAAGAACUACAAACGG